Molecule: messenger RNA, 1783 nt
Organism: Quercus lobata
Lineage: Eukaryota; Viridiplantae; Streptophyta; Magnoliopsida; Fagales; Fagaceae
Product: FBD, F-box and Leucine Rich Repeat domains containing protein
Exons: 3
Coding region: 43-1521 (492 amino acids)
Molecular function (GO): protein binding
Source: RefSeq, a predicted model, not a curated record
GCAGAAAAAACCAGCACUUUACUCUCUCUUUGUUAUUUUUCAAUGGCUGCACCAAAAAGAGAGAACCAAACAGGUUCACAAUCACCACAAAAGAGAACCAAGAAGGUUCACAAUCAGCACCAAAACAAUCUUAUUAGUCACAUAGAUGGUGUUAGUUCAAAUCCUAAUCGUUCAGGGAACCUUCCUGACGAUAUUCUUGAUAGGAUUUUCUCGUUCUUGCCAAUCAAACAAGCGGUGGAGAUCGGAGUUUUGUCACCAAGGUUUAAGAAAUCUUGGCUUUUCAAUCGUAAAAUACUGUUUGACAGAGAGUUUGCUAGACAUCAUGAUCGUGAGGAGUAUAUUCACAUAGUAAACCAUGUUUUCAAUUCUCACGUGGGUUCGAGAAUUCAAAGCCUAAGUUUGUGUUUUGAUCCCACAGCUAAGGAACACAUGAUUGAGAGAUGGCUCAAAAUAUGCGCUGAAAAAGGCAUUGAAGAGCUUGAUUUAGAUUUUUUUCAAGGGAGAGAUGUUUUUAAGAUUUCACAGUUUCUUGACAUCAAAUCAUUGACAACAUUGAAACUAGUUUACUGUGAAGUUGAUCUUCCACCACAGUUGACAGGUUUGAGUUUCUUGACCACUCUCAUCCUUAAGAAAGUCGAUCUCAACACUGAAACGAUGGAAACCUUGUUUUUCCAUUGUUUACUCCUUGAGACUGUGGACCUAUGGCAGUGUUGUAAUAUUCAACAUUUGAAGGUUUGUGCUAGGAGCCUUAAGAGGUUUAAGGUCUUGAAAGUUAGACAUUGCACUGAAAUUUUGAGCAUUGAAAUCGAUGCCCCGACUCUACGCUCAAUUUAUUAUAUUGGGAAUGUUGUUAAAUUUCAAUUUGCUGAGGUCUUGCACUUGGAUGAAGUGUUGCUUAAUUUCUCUCCCUCUAGAUGUUUUGCAAAGGCCUCUCUAGUGGAAAAUUUGGUAUCUGAUCUCUCUUAUGCUAAUGUUCUGACUACAACUAGUGCAUUUCUUGAGGGCUUGACAACAAGAAUUCGGGAUGGAGCUUUUCGAGAUUUGCAAUUCAGAUUAUGGAAUUUGAAGGAAUUUCAGUUAUUCAUGGAAGGUACAAGCUAUUGCAAUCUUUUUGAUAUUGCUUCUUUUCUCAAGAAUUGCCCGAGCCUAGAGAAACUGUUUCUUGAUCUCAAUGAUUUUUCUUUUGACUGCGGGUUUUACUGGGAAUUACAUCAGAAGCAACUACUUCAGUACUUCCCUCACUUCUUCACUGGCCUCAAAUUCAUUAAAGUGAAAGGUUUCAAGUUUCAAAAGCAUGAACUAGAGUUGGUGAGGUUUCUCCUAGGGAAGGCAGUAUUCUUGGAGACUCUAGUUCUAGUCACUCCUAGAACUGGCCGUGUAAGAAUAUAUGAACCUGCAGAUGCAAUAAAUUACAAAAGACUUAUUUUCUCUUGGAGAGCGUCUCCAAAAACCAAUAUAGUUCUACUUGAUCAUUAUCAUGACAAGGGUCCUGUUCAACCAAAAGUUUCACAGUUUGGAUAGUAAUCAAGUAGGGCAAUAUACCCUUAUAUGUGCUUAAAAGAUUUAGGGACAUAAGGGAACUCAAUAGUUUCAAACCAUGUGACAAAAUUUGCAGCACUCCUUUGGAUUUGUCUAUCACAUUGAUAAUGGAAAUGGAAAGAACAAGAAUACAGGUCAAAAUUUUAUAUUAGGUUCAAAAAGUUUAAAGGUUCAGAAAGACAGAAAGGCAUUGGAUUUGUGGUUCUAUCUUCCAUUUGUUUUUGAAAUACUUUCUUAUAGAAUA